AUGCAGACCAGUGAGAACUAUGCGGACCGGCUGGAAAGAAAGCUGCAAGCCGACGGUUUCAAGUUCAUGGAAGGCUCAGAUCCCACUAUUUGGCGGGUUAGAGCCUUGUCAAGUGGUGUAGUUCUAGACACAUUUCGGCCCACAGCUCUACAAGAUCCGUCCUUUGACGGCGCGAGCGCGGCACACCUCCGAGAGCAUUUUGAAAAGUGGGCGGCAGCAGCAGCCCGCGACGAGCAUGGGAUGAUACUCGAGGAUGCGCGCAUACGAACAACAUCCCGAUAUCGCUUCAUCAUUGAAGUGCACCAAGAGGCCGUGGAGUCCGUCCUGAGCGCGCCGGACCCGACAGAUCCGGAGAGCUCCCUGAACAAGACCGGGGUUGUGCCCCUGGUUAACAGCGAGUGGGACCCAGAGGAGCAGGACUCGGAGGACGACACUCACUACCCGCCGAUUGAAGGGUGCACUUUGUUUAACGUCGGCUGGCUGAAUCUGCUAUACGAAGAUGCGGAACUGAACGCCUUCUCUGAGCUGAAUAACUUCCACUGGGAUGAUUAUUACAAGCGUCCCCCUGAAAUCAUUGACCUUGAAUCUUUCGGGCGAGCGUGGGACCCGUCGUUCGAGGGUGCGACCGCCGCCGGCCUGCGCCCACAAUUCCGGCAGUGGGCCGCAGCGGCCGCCUAA
Aspergillus brunneoviolaceus CBS 621.78 is the source of this 678-nucleotide messenger RNA. RefSeq lists its product as uncharacterized. Lineage: Eukaryota; Fungi; Ascomycota; Eurotiomycetes; Eurotiales; Aspergillaceae. The transcript is spliced from 4 exons. Bases 1 to 678 code for a protein of 225 amino acids. The record is from RefSeq and is a predicted model, not a curated record.